This is a messenger RNA of Sitodiplosis mosellana (orange wheat blossom midge), 1030 nucleotides long. RefSeq lists its product as uncharacterized. NCBI's taxonomy places the organism in Eukaryota, Metazoa, Arthropoda, Insecta, Diptera, Cecidomyiidae. Gene Ontology annotation, cellular component: mitochondrion. The record is from RefSeq and is a predicted model, not a curated record. The coding region runs from base 193 to 852 and encodes 219 amino acids. Gene Ontology annotation, biological process: mitochondrial respiratory chain complex I assembly. The transcript is spliced from 3 exons.
GUAGCCCAUAGCAGUAUGUGAUAAACAUUUGUCAAAAUUCUUUCCUUCAACCAAAAAUAAACCGAAUCUUUUUCUAGCUGAAAAUUUACCAAAAAAAAUCCAAGGUUUUGAUUACUGGAUUUACAGAAUAGUAACAAAUAGAAUCGGAGUGAACCUUAACCUACAACCCGAUCAAAAUAAACACGGUUUGAAAUGGCAUUUUAUGUCGACAAGGACAAGGGAGAGAGGCCAGCCGAUGCUAUCCAUGUGCGGAAUGACAAAGUCGGACAAUUCUAUCGCAUUGUUGUAGACACAUGGGAUAAUAAGUCUGAAAUCUGGGCACUUGCCUACGGUGGAAAGGUGCUUGGUCUUGCUGGUGCGCUCAGUGGAAUGUAUGGAAAUGCGUACUUUCGCCGAAAAUUACGACUGAAGAAUUAUGGAUUUUUUUCAACUUAUCUACCAAAUAUGGCACUGCCAUUUCUCAUUACAGCCUCAUUUCAUGAAUCGUAUAUACAAAAAGACAUUUUUGUGGAUCCAUUGGGUUGUUCACUGUGCAAAGGUACCCGGGCUGCUGCCGUUCAGGUUAUUUUCGGACUGAUACAACCAUUAGUUUUAGUACCCGCUUCAUCGUUUAUGUUUGCGACAAGACAUUUUACUCUACGUAUUCCGUCACCAAUACGAGAUCGCAAAGACUUUCUCAAGUUUUGUAGGAAAAUGUUUAUACCACUAAAAGUGCCGAUGGGCAUAAAUGUUGCUUUGCAAACAUUAUUAGCGUUUUUCAUCACACACAUGGAAGAGAAUCAUUUCUUCUAUUUGCAACAGGCGAUAAUUAAACCGGACACUGAACAAAAUGUAGCAACUGAAGAAGUGUAAAACAAAUGUUAGAAGAAGAAUCUUAGGAAUCAUCCAUACUUUUCUCGUGCUAAUGAAGCAAUUUUAGAUUUUUAUUGAGACGAUGUAAUGAAUUAACGAUGAAAUUUGAUGAUGAUGAUGUUGUUGACUCGUUUCAAGCUAGAAAUAUUUUCAAUAAAAUUGAACAAAACAAAACAAA